Cynoglossus semilaevis (tongue sole) is the source of this 1205-nucleotide messenger RNA. It is a transcript of the gene cyb561a3a, whose product is annotated as cytochrome b561 family, member A3a. The record is from RefSeq and is a predicted model, not a curated record. Bases 29 to 916 code for a protein of 295 amino acids. Gene Ontology annotation, molecular function: oxidoreductase activity. Lineage: Eukaryota; Metazoa; Chordata; Actinopteri; Pleuronectiformes; Cynoglossidae. Gene Ontology annotation, cellular component: lysosomal membrane. The transcript has 7 exons.
CAAUAAGGAAGUAAAAUUAAGUCAACUGAUGCAGAAAGGGAGACUCUCCACUACGAAAGAACGCCUCCCACUCAAACACUUUACCACUAACACUGACCAAUGUGGAAGUGAGAUUUUAGCUGAAGCAGAAAAUCAUGAAGUGAAAGUAAAACACAAGGUGACAGAAAGUUCCAAAAUGAGGUGCCCCGUCUUCUACAUCUGCUUCCUGCUUUGUCUCUGCCUUGGUCUGGCCUGUGUCUUCUGCGUGUGUUUGUGGUUCAAUCGAUGGAAUGGCGGCUUCGCUUGGGACGGAUCAGAACUGCAGUUCAACUGGCAUCCGGUGCUGAUGGUGUCAGGUCUGGUGGUGGUGUACGGCAUUGGUGCCGUGGUGUACCGUAUCCCUCUGACCUGGCGUCAGAAUAAACUUCCCUGGAAGCUGCUUCACGCUGCACUGAUGCUGCUCGCUCUUAUCCUGUCAAUCAUUGGCCUCCAGGCUGUGUUUUAUGUCCACAAUGCCAAAGGAAUUCCUCCACUUUACUCCUUACACAGCUGGGUUGGAAUUGCUGCCACGGCACUGUUUGCCACACAGUGGGCGGUGGGUAUGGCUGGUUUUCUCUUGCCCUGCUCCCCAAUGUCACUCCGUAAACUCCUCAAACCAGUCCACGUCUGGUUGGGUGGCAGCAUCUUAUUGCUCAGCACUGCUGCCUGCAUCUCAGGAAUCAACGAAAAACUCUUCUUUUCUCUUAAAGGAAACACCACUGGAUCUCAGCCAUACUCACAGCUACCACCUGAGGCGCUGUUUGCAAAUUCAUUAGGGGUUCUUAUCAUAGCUUUUAGUAUGGUUGUCCUGAAGAUUUUGUCCAACCAACAAUGGCAACAUCCAGACUCCAGGCCUGAAGAUACAGCUUACACACCAUUGUUCCAAGAAGAAAAUUAAUGAAGAAAGUGUCACUCAGAGGCGACUGUUUAAUUAUCACUGUUUUUGGAAGAAGAAUCAUUCAUGUCUUUGGAUAUUUAUGUGUUAAAUUAUUAUUAGAGAUUAAAAUAACAUGUUUCAUGAAAUUAUUUUUCUUUGGUGAUGAGUCAGUAAGUCAUGAGAAUGCUGACAAUUUAUCCUUAUUAAUAUUGCUUCUGUAUUCUCAGUCUUCCUCUUCCUGAGUUAGCUUUCUUGACCUUUUCUCUUUGACACUUGUCUAAAAUUCAUUAAAAAAAAAGAUAAAUAAAAA